AACAGUAUACUAUAUGACACUAUCUUUGUUAUUUCAUAGGAGAUUGACAUCUUCUGGUAAUAGACCUCGAGAAGACAGCUGGUUAAAAUCCUUAUUUGUCCGGAAAGUUGAUCCAAGAAAAGAUGCUCACUCUAAUCUCCUAGCCAAAAAGGAAACAAGCAGUCUGUACAAAUUACAGUUUCACAAUGUUAAACCGGAAUGCCUAGAAGCAUACAACAAAAUUUGUCAAGAGGUGUUGCCAAAGAUUCAUGAAGAUAAACAUUACCCCUGUACUUUGGUGGGGACUUGGAACACGUGGUAUGGCGAGCAGGAUCAAGCUGUCCACCUUUGGAGGUAUGAAGGAGGUUAUCCAGCCCUUACAGAAGUCAUGAAUAAACUCAGAGAAAAUCAGGAAUUUUUGGAAUUCCGUAAGGCAAGAAGUGACAUGCUUCUCUCUAGAAAGAAUCAGCUGCUGCUGGAGUUCAGUUUCUGGAAUGAGCCUGUCCCACGGUCAGGACCUAAUAUAUAUGAACUAAGGUCUUACCAACUCCGACCAGGAACCAUGAUUGAAUGGGGCAAUUACUGGGCUCGAGCCAUUCGCUUUCGACAGGAUAAUAAUGAAGCAGUUGGUGGUUUCUUCUCUCAGAUUGGGCAGCUAUAUAUGGUGCAUCACCUUUGGGCUUACAAGGAUCUUCAGACCAGGGAAGAUAUACGGAAUGCUGCAUGGCAUAAACAUGGCUGGGAAGAAUUGGUAUAUUAUACAGUCCCACUUAUUCAGGAAAUGGAAUCCAGAAUCAUGAUCCCACUGAAGACCUCGCCCCUCCAGUAAAGCUGUAGAAUUUAUAUGUGCCUACAUACAUGUACGUGACGAGUAUUUGUCAAAAAUUAAUUUUAAUUGUAUAUCAAGUGAAAAAGAAACACUGAGGUGUAAACUGCUGUAUAUAGCUUCUAAGAGACUCUUUUCUUUAAAAUUUACAUAAUCACAAGAAGGGAAACGAUUGCAGUUUGACCGGUUGUAACAGUACUCUGUUGUCCUCUUUGAAGCAUCCCUAUGUUUGUCCAAGUCUACCUUACAAUACUUAGCCACCACUCCCACCCUCCAGAGGCGUCCAGAUUAAAAUUUGAAUCACUCUAAAUAAGAUUCCAACCAUGGAAAAAUUACCCACUUCUUUAUCAAAAGCAAAUCUGUUUUAUAAUUACAGAUUUGUAGACAAAUUUCUUGUAUCAGGAAGAAAUACAAAUUUUGUCAUGUUUCUCUAGCAGUUUUUCUCUGAGUCUCAAACUUGGAAUAAAUCACGCAUGUGCCCAAUACCUGCAAAUGUUUUAAUUCAUUAUGUUUAAUCAGUAUGAUAAACAGUGUGUCAUUACCAAGCUGGUAGUUAUGGCAAGGUACAUUUAAUCAGUAAUCCAGUCUUCACAGAGUAUAUUCUGGUGUCUCUAUGUGAAAGAGAAAAAAAUGGCUUGAGCCUAUGUAUCAUGUGUGAUUUUGAAAUGAACACCUUGAAUAGCACUAAUUUUUAUUUGUGAUAUUUUUCUAUAAUAAAAUGAGUAGCACUAGGAAAAGAGGUUUUAUUUUGUAAACAAUCAUUUGUGACCUCAGACCUUCUCUGGUUAAUAUUUUAGUAAGCUCACAGCAGAUAUUUCCAAGAUCAUGUAUGAGGCGUGGUGCAUGCUGAGAUUUAAAUGGGCAUAAAACUGCAUACUUUGUCUAGCUCUAUGAUUUAGUUUUUUUAAAUACAGUGUGCCAAUUUUGUGACUGUAAUCUUGUGAAAAUCUUGUUGAGAUGAAAAAUUAUGUCUGCCCCACAAUAAAGAAUUUAUGUGUAAGAUAAGGUGUGAAUAAAUCUCAGUAUCAAAUGCCAAA
Messenger RNA from Carlito syrichta (Philippine tarsier), 1842 nucleotides. RefSeq names its product nipsnap homolog 2 (gene NIPSNAP2). NCBI's taxonomy places the organism in Eukaryota, Metazoa, Chordata, Mammalia, Primates, Tarsiidae. The transcript is spliced from 9 exons. Gene Ontology annotation, cellular component: mitochondrion. The record is from RefSeq and is a predicted model, not a curated record. Bases 14 to 808 code for a protein of 264 amino acids.